AUCGAAUAGAUGGUAAAGUAAGUUAAAUAAUAUUUGGUCUAUCCUCUUAGCCAAACAAGACUUUAAUCUUUGAUAGGCAUUUUUAAUUCGACUUUAUAGCUACUUAGGUACCUACAUAGAUAGGUAAUUAGGUACUGUACUGUCGCAUAAAAACCGCUCAAAGAGUUGCAAAUAAUAUUUGCCUACGUCGCUAGAUGAAUCCUUCCUAAUCCAUGGACGUCAACACUUAAAAAGUUGCUAAAUUAUAAAUUUGUUGGAACUCUGGCAACUCUAGGCUUCUUUCGACCUAUCACAUUUGGAGAAAUCCGGAGAUUAAAUCUCAAAUCGUAGUUGCGGAUGGAAAUAUCGUAGGGGAAAGAUCAUCCUGUUUAUGCCAUAUUAAUCGUGAUUUUCCUGUUACAUUAGAAAAGGUACAUCCGGUUCUCAAUUCUAGAUAAGAACGUUUACUGUUGGCUUGGUCUCCAAUUUGCAAACCGUAAAUGUGAGGGUAGCCGGCCAUAAUGCUGCCCUACUCAAAUAACAUACAUCAUGGCCCUAACCAGUCCCGUUGCCAGGUGACCAACCAGGUGGCAUAUAUCACCUGCCAGCAGUUGGAGAUCAAACAAAACCUACUAGAUAUUUCUAUUCGAUACCUGUAUUCUUCUUCGGGUUCGAUUUGAUCAUCUAAAUACCCAAGUACCUCUUAUCUGAUUUAUGACUACGCCCACUUAUACAAUAUUAAACAUCUCUUCCCUCCUUCCACACCUAGGAAUACCACAAAAGUCCAGAUCAAUGUCUUCCACGCAUUCCGAUUUUUGCUCCGCUCCCGAAUCUGAAUACUAUCAAUCCACGUUAGAUUUUGGCAUGGUAACACCAACACAUACAAUGUCCAGUACCGAUCAAACAGAGCAUUCCUACUCAUGCUCAAUACAAAAAAUAGAGGCAAAAGACACCCCGCCAUUCCCUGGCCAAACGUUCGCCAUCCGAGAGCGAGGUACUGGUCGAUACAUUACUCUCGUGGAAGGAAAUAUUUGCCUGCGAGAGAAUGUUGGCGAGCAGGGCGGAUGGCACUGGAUAUGCGUCGAAACCAAGGGUUGGCUGGGAUUCCGAAGCCCGGUGUCUGCGACAUAUAUGGGACACGAUACAAAGAAGAAUAUCUGGGCGGAAUACAAGCAUCACAUAACACAUGAAUACUUCUGUGUUAGAAAGCACCCCCAGGGCGGUUACAUGUUACUCACGAAACAUGACAAUGAGCUCCGGAAAAUCACUGUCAGCAAUGAUCUUAGGCUAAUCGAAACUACUGGGGAUGGUACGCUAUGGGACUUUGUGAAAGUUUCGGCUUAGAUGGGGUUAUCGUUAUGAAAUUGUAGCCUAGUUGAGUGUUGAUUAUGUUUUUACUGCUCGUUUAACUUUUAACCAACAUCGGUUCUAGUUAUGAGAUCUUGUCACUAAGCAAUGAGACCUCGUCAUACAUGUCCGUAUGCUGGGGAGCAUUUGGUACCUAGUAGUUUUGAUUUUCAGGGAAACAAUCGUUAGGUAGGUACCUUUCGACCGAAAUCAUCUUCGUUUGUAUGAUAGUGUUUGUAGGAUAUUGAUAUACUACAAAUCAUGUGCAUCUGACGGCGAGACUCAAUGUCAGAAGCCAAACCUACAGUGUGAAUAACUGUGCGUUAGGCUAGACGUAAAACUACCUAACCUGACAAGUUCCGCCUAAGCGGCCGAUUAAGCGACCUUUCUGCAUCACCGAGGCGGUGACAAACGCCACUAAGCUAUCCUAAGCCUAUAGGUUCUCUGGCACGGUUGCGUGUAGUCAGGAC
Molecule: messenger RNA, 1796 nt
Organism: Daldinia decipiens
Lineage: Eukaryota; Fungi; Ascomycota; Sordariomycetes; Xylariales; Hypoxylaceae
Exons: 1
Coding region: 694-1323 (209 amino acids)
Source: RefSeq, a predicted model, not a curated record